CGGGAAUACUGAUGUGGGUAGGCGUCCGCGCAAUCCAAGUAGUGAAUUGGGCAUUUGUGCAGGGCGAACUCGAGGGGAAUGAGGAGACAAAGGCGACUGAGGCGAUAAAGGUCCGGGAAUAGUGAUUGCACGCUCCAUUUUCGGGGGGGCUAGCAUCCGCGAUCGACUUGAAGAGCGGACAGGGAAAUUUGGCAUGGGCAUCGCAGGAUCGACAUGCAUUGGCACGGAGGUUCCAAACGGGGACGGGGAGAAUCGACCGGAACGGAGCUGGUCUUUCUCCCCUUUCAAUGGUUCGAAAAAGUCCGGAUCAGACCGGAGUGACCCUGGACCUUCAGUAUUGGUGCCGUCUCCUAUGCUCACAUCUGCUUCAACCAGCUCCGGCUCAGAAAAUAUCUCUCCUUCUAAUAUAUCCCGCACUUCUUCACCUAAAAUCGUAUCUACGCUACUAUGUCGUCGGUGGAGAUUUCGCUUGCGCCCCAGUGUUGUUCGCGAUCGACGGAUUGGUGAUACAGACCAAUCCCGAACGUGAUCUUCGUCCAUAUGCGUAACGGCUGCUUCCGCCCGUGAAGUCGGCCUGCGCUCGAGUUCCUCACGAGGACUACCCACUCUUCUGUUAUUUCCAAGAAAGCCUAUGGCCAACGUUCUCUGGGCGAGUCGGUCUGCUUCCUCCGCGUCCCCUCGCAUUCUCUGCCGCUGUUCCUCCAAAACCCGCAAUUUUCUUUCAAAAGUAGUUUCAUUCAUUUCUUCAGCUUCUUUCUGAAGUCGAAGCUCGUCUUCUUUCCGUCGCAGCAUUACAGAUAUUCGCUCAAGCGAAAGCACGCCAUUGUAAGGAGACGGUGUUGCUGUUGGCGCUGGUGGGACAUACACUUGCUGCGAGGAACUGGCCAAAGUGGGCUGUUCCGCAGGAAUUUCUUCAAGCUCAGAGUAAAAGAUGGGUUCACCAACCUCGGCUGAUGGAGCUGGACCAACUAUCCCGUUUUCGGAUGUAUAUGAUGAUUCCACUUCCCGGUCCUUGUUUGCACCCUGAUUUGAAACAUUACCACGCUCCAAUACUCUUUCAGUCCCUCGCCUACGCAAAAACCCUAUGGCAGCAGCUCGUUGCCGAUUGCCCAGCAGGUGGUCAUCGGCCAUUGUUGGGUGAGCGGAGGGAUCAACCUUCGCACUCUGUUUGCCUUUCCCGAUAUCUGAGGGGCAACGGGAACUCGGAGAGUUGUGACAUAUGCCCAAAAAAGGCAAAUGAUGUCCGUGCGGUCGACACGUGGACCCAGAUGUCUGGUAAUCACGUGCUACCACGUCAUGUCGAUUGCCCUCAAGUGUUGAGAGCUCUCCGGUUGUCCGUACGGUCUUCCACCGACCAUUUUGCUAAAGUCCCAUACAGGAGAUGAUGGACUUUGCGGGAAAUAUUACUGGGGCGUUUGUAGCAUUUGCUGUUAUAUGCUUGGCCAUUGUUGUAUUCUCUUAUGCGUUAGUCAAAUAUUUUGAAGACCGCCAUGAAGGCGAACCUUUAGUAACAGCUACCUGUGUUGUUGGAUUAUCAACUUGUCUCGCAACCAUAUUCCUUAUUCCCGUCGAUGUUUAUAUAACGGCGGGUACGACAGAUCUGUCCACUGGACUCAAGCAUCCCUGGGCAACACCGGAUUUUCUGUCUUACGUCCAGCUGGGUUUGAAGAUCGCUUACUAUGUGCUUUACAGCUGUGUUGUCUUUGGAUCAUUUGUCGUGAUUCCUUGGGUUUACUUUUACUUUGAAGAGGGCGGUGGAGAGGACUCUACAUUCAAGCGGCGCGCACUCAGUGCGACAAAGUACACGGCGGCGACUAUGAUCACCGUCUCGGUUCUAUUUGUGGCUGCUCUUCUGCUGAAGACGCGGAAUGAUGAUUCACCGAGAGAUAUCGAAUGGCUUGAGAAGCUUUUAGGCAGUGGUGUCGAAACGCCCUUUAUCGCGCUAAUCGGCGUGCUAAUAACAUUAGGUUUACUAGUAUACGUCUCCUUUACCUCCCUUGGUUUAUCCCUCCUACCAAUCCGCUUCAUCCAAGCUGGAAGUGCAAACCAAAUCAACCAAGACGCUGUCGCCCAGCUUGCUAUAGUGCAAGAAAGACUAAGGGCUUUCCGUGCCAAGUGUGGAAGAGAGGGACCAGGUGCCAUGAACAGAAGGGAGAAGGGCGAGUUAGAGGAACUGGAGAGAAAAGAGAGAGAUUUGCAAACCCGCGUUCUGGCCAUGGAGAGAGCUAAUUCUAACUUUUGGGUCAGAUUUUGGAAUGGAUUGAAACCGUUCAUGAUUUUUAUUGGAACGGUUGUCCUCCUAUUGAGUUUGUCCAUUACAUUUGCGAUUCUCCUAGCGUGUAUCGACAAGAUCAAGAAUUCCUUCUGUGGGGCGUCCUGCGGCUGGAUGCUCGAUCAUCCCAUGUUUUAUAAUCCUGUCAAUUGGCUUCUCCUUCGGGCCUCUAAGUACUUUCCCUUGGACACCCUCCUCCUACUCGUUAUCAUCAUGUACCUUUUCUUUUGUACACUAGUGGCGCUGACGCGGCUUGGUAUUCGCUGCCUCUGCAUUCCCCUAUAUACCAUCCGUCACAAUGCAACGAGCCCACAAGGUCUUCUCCUGGGAACGAUGCUCAUGAUGCUGGUAACAGUGGCAUACGGAUAUGUGGUGCUGGUUUUAGCACCGCAGUGGGGCACUUUCGGCGUGCAACGCUACUGUGAUCUCCCAAGUAGAAAUUGUACAGAUGACCCUUCCAAAAUCCGUCCCUGCACAAUGCAGGCACCAACAAGUCUUUGCACACCCACUACCAUCUCUACUAUCAUUAACCGUACGACGUAUACGUUCCCUCUGUUUGGCACAAUCUUUUAUUGGGCUCAAUGGGCCUUUUUGGCUGUGUUUGUUGUCGGGAUGGUGGGUGCAAUUGCACAACCGGAUGAUCGACAUGGAGAGGUGAGCGAUGAUGAAGAAGAAGACAUGGAGAGGCAGGCAUUACUGGCUAGAGCAACAGCAGCACGGCGGUAAGAGCGGUAAGAUACAUGUUGACUCGUUGUCAACAGGGCGUCGUUGUUUUGAAGAUUUUGUUUCCUUGUACAUAUUAUUUGUAGUUUUUAAAUAUUUUGUGUUUUUCUUUUGUGCGAAAGCAAGUCGUUGAAUGUAUCUUUGCGACUGUUAAUGGUAGAC
Molecule: messenger RNA, 3157 nt
Organism: Spizellomyces punctatus DAOM BR117
Lineage: Eukaryota; Fungi; Chytridiomycota; Chytridiomycetes; Spizellomycetales; Spizellomycetaceae
Exons: 11
Coding region: 1382-2998 (538 amino acids)
Biological process (GO): protein localization to vacuole
Cellular component (GO): vacuolar membrane
Source: RefSeq, a predicted model, not a curated record